AAAAGUGAGGAAAAUUCUGGAAUCUUGAAGAUGCCUUGCCACAAUAUCCUAGUUUUCUGUAUAAAUUAUAAAUAACUUCGAGAAUCGACUGAAGAGAGGACACAAGGAUCAGUUUUUCAAAUCAUGCCAUCUGAACAGAAGCAUUUUUUUUGUGAUGGAAAACUAACUACUUUAGAAAAGGAUUAUGAUGUGAAAGAUAUAGUAGUUAUUAAUUCUGUAGAAUCAGAGGAACCAAGAAUUUUAGAAGAUAAUUUUGAACUGAAAAAUGUGAAAGUUCAUUUGCCCAAGAUAAGUGUUCCAAAUGAAGCCCUGUUGACACAUGAGGUUGACAUAUAUAGACAAUUAUUUGAAAAUAAACCACAAACUGCCAGAAAAUCUGUGAGCAAAGAGAAAGUAGAUGAAAGUCCUUUAAAUGAUUUAAAGGAGUGUAAUUUGUGGCAUAGACCCAAUGUAGGAUAUGAAGAAGAAGGAAUGAAAAUGUCUGCAAAAAUACUUAAUUUCAGCUGUACAAAAUGUAGAGACAAUAUUCGCUAUAGCCCGAAUGAUUUGCAGAAACAUUUUCAACUUUUGCACUGUGGAGAGUUACCUUUAUAUCCUUGUGAGAUGUGCAGUUUUUCUGCAAAUGACUUUCAGUCAUUUAAACAACACAGACUUAUCCACCGAAGCACUUUAGUAAAAUGUGACAUUUGUAAUGAUGAGACUGUGUAUACUUUAUUAGAUUUAACAAAACAUUUUACAGUUAACCAUUGUGUUAAUGGUAAUUUUCAAUGUGAAAAAUGCAAGUUCUCUACCAAGGACGUUGGCACAUUUGUUCAGCAUAUUCAUAGACAUAAUGAUAUUCACUAUAAAUGUAGUAAGUGUCAUCAUAUCAGUUUCACCAAAGGAGAAUUUCAGCAACAUCUCUUUGUUCAUUCCACUACUUUUCCCUUCAGUUGUCAAUAUUGUAAGUAUAGUGCUGCCGGGAAGGACCAACUUCUAAAACAUAUGUUAGCUUUGCACAAAGAUCAAUUAUAUGCAAAAGAUAAACUGGAAAAGGAAAAAUGUGAAAAAAGGAUAGUUAAGACUACAUCUGGACUUAAGCUUAUAUUAAGACGAUACAAAAUAGGAACAUCAAGAAAGACGCUUUGGAGACAAAAGAAGGAGAGCAAUGGAAAUGACAGCUAUGUAGAAAAAAACACACAGGUGCUUAAAAAUGCUAAUAAAAUUCAGAUUAAAUCUGAAGAACAGAGUAAUGUAUGGGAGCAUUUGAAUGAAGAAAAGGAUGAAACCAUGUAUAUUGAAAAGCGGAGUCAGAAGCAAGAUACACCAGAAUCAGAAACAAGAAAUCUCUUACCUACCAGUCAGUGUAGUAAACCUGAAGAAGGAUCAAGUUCUGGUUUUGGAUUUUUGAAGAAUGUUAUACAUGGACCCACGGUGCUGAUGAUGAAAAAUAAUAAAAUAUCAGUUCCUGCCAACUAUAGUGCUAAAUUUAUGGGGUUCAAGAUGGUAGAUGGAAAACAACAUAUAGUCAUAAAAAUAUUGCCUACCAAUAAAUCGAGUUCAUGUUCUCCGGGUCUUCAGCCUGAAAUAACAAAGGACAACACUACUGAUUUGCAGCAUCAAAAAGCUAAAACCACUGGAUUAUCUUCAGGUGCUACACUGCAUAUAUCUGAUUUAAAUAACACAAUUUGCACUAGUACAUCUAAUCCAUUAUCAUUUCCUACUCCUCUGUUUUCUGGGAAUACAACAUUGGAAAAAGAAAAAGCUGUCAUGGCUCAAGCUAGGGGUAAAUCUCAGAUAGUAGGUGCUGAGAAAAGUACACCUCAUUUGUCAACAAAUUCAGAACUGACUGCAGCUCCUUUGAAUUUGACCACUAAACUUAGAAUAAGUAAUAAUGUUGGAGCAUGUGGAAGUUGUGUUACUCAAAAUCAUCCUCAGGUAUUGUGUGCCACAGGUAAGAACCCGGUUAACUUGGAAUCUAUUGAAAUAAAAUCUGUUGAACCAAAAGCACAGCAUAGUGGGAUGUUGAAUAACUCCAGUAUUAAUGAUCUCAACUAUAUGCCAUCCUCUAAUCAAGGAACAUUACCUUUUCACAAUUACUCAAAAAUGGACAUUUUGGAUAACUCAUGCAGUAUUUCAGUGACAGCACAUGAAAACUCUGAAGAAUCUUCAUCAAGUAAAACGGCUAUACACCAGUAUCGUUCAAGAAGUGAAUCAGUCUCAUCAUCAGUGGGAAGGAACACAAAUCCAGACCUCCAUCAACCAUUUCCAUCAAAGAUUUGUCAAACUUACUGCCCUUCAAACACUAAAGAUAUUUUUGAACCUUUAAAAAACCACUGUGAAUUUGAUGCAGAAAUUUUAGAAACAGGACAAAAUAUUAACGUACAGAAUCCUGAUGCUAAUACAAAUCAAAACUUAGGGAAUGUUGCCGAGAAAUCAGAUUGGAAGGAUGACACUUGUGCUGAUUCAUUCACAAUGCCUAAAAUCACAUCUGUUUUCUCACUACAAAGUAAGCAGGCAUCUGAUUUUUUGUCACCUGAAGAAAACCAGUUGUUACAAGAUGUAUUGAAGGAAAACUCAAAUGUGGGAAAAGAUUCUGAUACAAAACCAAAUAAAGUAAUACAACUUUAUGAUGAGCCACUUUUGAGAAAUGAGGGAAAGAUGAACAUAACUGAAUAUUUUAAAGAUUCAGAAACCCCAUGCACUUUACCCAUUUCUUCAAGUAAUGUGGGUACUGGUGUACAUACAGAAUAUCUCAGUGCCAGCAACUGUACAACAAAUAAAGAAAUAGGUGGGGGGAAAGAAAAACAAGUACUAUCAGUACCAAAUGAUUUGGGAGACUUUGAGAAAAUACCCAGAACUGCUGGUUUUGACACAUUAGUUAAAACCCAUUCUGAUACUCAGCAGCUUAUAAAAAGCAAAGUACAAGCUACUUCAGAAAAUUCUAAUGGCCUGGGUUCUUUUCAUGUUCUGAGCCCAUCAAUAAAUUCUGAACCCCCCAAGACAAUUUUAGUUCAGUCAUCUCCUAAAGGGUUUAUUUUACCUUUACAUCUUGCUAGCAAAUCUGGAUUACAGCUUGUUUCAGGAAGAAGUCUUUCAUCAACUAAUCCACCAGGUAUUUAUAUGGCUCAAGGUGUGUCAUCAUCUCUCCUUUUAAACAAGAAACCUGGAGUGGUUUUAAGGUUAAGUAAUGGAGUGCUUGGAAGUGUAGCCAACAUCACAGGUGAGAAUUCUCAAGUUUUUGGUGGAGCUGCUGCUAAGGAGCAAGACAAAAUACCUUCUGUAAGGACAGAAUUGAAAAAGGAUAGUUCAGCAAAUAUAAUUCGCCCCUCUACAUUUGAUAGUAGACCUGAUAUGACCAUUAAUUCAGAAAAUAGUAUGUCACUUAAAGCGUCAUAUUUUAUUAGAAACUCAGCAGAACCUUCAGGGAAUAGAAUUUCUCCUCAAAAUACACUGCCUGGAUAUCAAGGUACUAAUUUACAUACUAUGGAUUCAGUGAAACAGCCGAGUGAAGCUCAGCAGAAACAAUCUCUUUAUGCUCUGUUGCCCGAUGGUCGGCAGGCAGUUCUCCUAAGAUGUGUUACUCCCAAUAAGUCGCAAAUAGGGCCGUCUGAUUUAUUACAGAAUAGCACUUAUGAGCUUCAAAAUCAUCAACCAAAGAAAACUGGAGCAACACAGCAAAAAAUACUGCUGAAAAUAAUAAAGAACCCUGCUUUUGAUAACGGUCCGCCAGGAAAGAGUCCUAAGUCUUCAUUACAGUUAGAUAUCAUUCGAUCUCAUCAAACUUCCACAGCAAUGGAGAAACAACCCGCUUCUUCCAGUGAUGCCUUACUCUUAAAAAAUAGAUUGAUGCCAGCAACCUCUACAGCAAUAUGCUCCAUACCUCCUCAAGGGACAGUGGGUACCACCAGCCCCCCAGAGACGGAGCUGUUGAAGUGUCAGACCGAGGGUUCAUUUGGGAGUGAUUUCAGUAAUAGAAAGUCUACCAGGAGAAAGAUUUCAAAAACAAAAACUCAUGUAAGACAUAAAUCUUCUGAACCUAUGAUCACGUGUAAGAACAGGAACUUUGGACCAAAAUGGAGAGGAAAUUUCCAGGAAUGGCCUAGAAAAAAAGUAAUGUUGCAUAGGAAGAGUAAAAGAAAAACUAAACCCGAAGAUUUUCAUGAUGUGUUAGACCUUUACAGACCAAGGUUUCCUAAGGACACAGUUAGAACUUUGCGACUUUUUCCUUUCAGUUCUACACAACUGGUAAAAUGCCCCAGAAGAAAUCAGCCAGUUGUGGUUUUAAACCAUCCUGAUGCAGAUGCUCCAGAAGUGGUAAAUGUAAUGAAAAGUAUUGCUAAGUUUAAAGGACACGUACUCAAGGUUUCAUUGUCAAAAAGAACAAUUCAGGCACUUUUGGAACCAGCAUGUUGUAACUUUUCUAAAGCAAUUAGUGAUGACUUUUCUGCCAAAAGGCAUAAAGUACUUAAACCUGUGAAAGAAAGAUUUGUGUUAAAAUUAACGCUUAAAAAAACAAGCAAAAAUAAUUAUCAGAUUGUGAAAACUACCUCUGAUAAUACUUUGAAGGCAAAGUUUAACUGCUGGUAUUGUGGUAGAGUAUUUGACAAUCAGGAUGCUUGGGUGGGACAUGGACAGCGGCAUUUAAUGGAAGCUACUCGGGAUUGGCAUAUGUUAGAAUAAUUUACCUUGAUUAUUUAAAAAAUUACUUUAAAAGAAUCAAAUUAUGAUUUGCAGAUGUUUUCUAUUUCAGCAUAAUACCAGAAGUUAAGCUUUUAAAUAUUAAUUGUUUUUGGAGCUGGUUAUAUUUUAAUGGGAAAGCAGAAUUGCAGCAUUUUGAAAAAGCAAACAACAUGCAUGCAUUUUGAAUUUAUAGCACAAAUGUAAGUUUUUGUUUGUUUGUUUUUUGUUUUUGUUUUGCUUUUGCAAGAAUAUGUUCAAGAAAUUAGGUUAAAAUGAAAAAAUUUGAAAAGUAAAUCUUUUUUCCCAGUUAUAAAUUUAUUUGGGAAUGUAUAUUAUAGUGGAGGUUGGCUCAAUACUGCUUUAGCUGUUAUCAGUCCUAUAAAAUCUGGUAAGUAUUUCCUCUGUGGAUCUAACCUCCCACCAAGAAGCUAACAUAUUUCUUCUUGGUUUCCUUUCCAGGCUGCUAUUCUCAGUCUAGAUUACUCAGAGAUUUCUAGCACAUAGAGGAGUAUAAUCUUUUAGGCAGUGUAGUCCAAUGGAAAGAGUCCUGGAUUUGGAGCCAGAGAUCCUCUUCUCCACUAUUAGCUCUGCUGCAUUUAGUGUUUGUGUGACUUUGGGUAAGUCAUUCUGUACUUCUGUAUGAGGAGGGUAGGACUGAUUUUGACCCUUGAGGGUCUUUUCAGCUCUAAUCUAUGAUUCUCUCUGAAGGAAAUAGAUUGAUUGGAUAGUGUAUUUGACUUACAGUUAAUUCAUCAUAACUAGGAUACAAGUGGGUACCUCACUUUUGUACAAGAGAUGUCUCUGAAUAGAUAAGUAAAACAAAUCAGUAAGUACUUUGCUUAAUAAUAUCCUUUGAUGAAUGAAGGUUGACACUUUAGAGGGGCUAUUCAGAGAUGAUUUAAAGGCUAGUAUUGGGUUGCAUAAUAACAAGGAAAUGUCUUUUUCGGCUCAAAAUUAAAGAAUCUUUUUGCAGAGAUAGUGGCAGAUUUCUUUAGAUAAUUGAAUUUUCCAGAGUUUCCAGGGAACUCUUGGUCUUAGUGGAUUCUAAUUAUUUUUCUUCUGGAUGUAAGAUCUACAAGUAGGCACUUCUCAGGGAAAAAUGUUUUUCUAGAUUUUUUGUUUUAAAUUUAUACAAUAGCAAUCUGGUAAUCUCAGAGCUCUGGAAGAAAAAAAAAAAACCCAGUCCCAUUUCCAUGACUUACAAAACAUCAUUCUCAUAGCUUUCACACAUGCCUCCAGUGAAGUGGCUUUAUUAAUAUUUAGAGGACUGGAAAUCCAAAGCAAAACAGCCAAUUGGUAUCAGAGAAAUAAAGGGAGAUAGCAGUUCUAUACAGUGGCAAAACUCAGGACCACUUUCUAGUGGAUGCCUGGAUAAGAACAUAUUUAAAAUGAAGUUGUUGCACCGAAUAAUUAAAGAUAUAAAAUUUCUGCUUUAUAAAUGUGGUUUAACUUUUAUUAGGUCUUUGUAUAACAAAACUCAUCUGUAUUAUAAAAUUAUAUGAUCUAAGAUUUUUUUGUUACAUGGUUACUAUAAGUGUUAUAUAUUUUUAUUAUUGAUUGGAAUAAAUCUUCAGGGCUUUUCUUCUGUACAUGACUAAGAUUUUAGAUGUGUACAUAUUUUUGUAUAUGGCUUAUUUGCUAUAAAUCCUGCACAGAAAUUUUUUGGCCUAAAAAGUUUGUUUAUUUUAGUUCUGGGCAUGCACUAAUAAAACUGGUUGAAAACUUUUAAAAUAUAUAUACAGAGCUUUUACCAGCAUUAUUUUCUUGGUUUUAAUUUUAGUUUUAUUAAUUUUUUUUGUAAAUUUGUUUUUCAGGGAUAUGAACACUAUUGUUAGUAAGUGCCUAAAAGAUGUGAAACAGUUUACAUAUAUCAACUGUAACAAAAGGUCCAAAAUGGGCCAUUUCCCCAAGAGAUUUAUUUUAAAAAAGCCAUAUGUAGAUGCUUUAAGCUAUCUUGCUAUGCACAUGACACUUGUACUAUUUCUGUGCAGUUUGUCUACUUUCUUAGUGAAGUAUUUUUCAUAUAAAUAAAACCUGUUACAAUUGUGUUUAUUAAAUUGAGCCUAAGAAUGGAAUCAAUUGGAAACAUACAGUAUAUAUUCAUAAUGCAUAAUGGUGUUAAUUCAAGAAUGGUAAGCAUUGCUAAUUUCUGUAAUAACUUUCUCUUUAAUAUUAAAUUUAUCUUAAAUUGUGUUUACACAACAAUUUUAGUCUACUGUAUUAAUAUCUAAUGACAACUUAAUGUUGUGCAUUUUGAAAGACUUAGUUUUUUUUCAAUCUUUUAUGCCAGUACCCUAUAAAUAAUAAAGUAUGAUUUUAUUCUAAAGAUUAGAAAUUUAUUUCAGAGUGGUAUGUGACUUUAACCUCCCCUUCCCUCCCUCACCCCACCAUUUGCGAGGAUUAUUUUGCUAGGACAAACUUGGUAAAAGCUCCUCAUUUCUUAAUAGGCCAGUCACCGGGCUUACCAUUCCAAUAAUAGCCACUGAAGUGAUCAUCAGUCUUAGAGUUAUUCUUGUAAUAGAUAAUUGAGAGGUAAAAGAGAGCAGUCUAGUUGAUAAUCUUUUUCUUCAGUGGGUCACUGUUAAAAUGACAGUAUAAAUUUCUUGAAUUAAUAGAGUGCUAAUAAAUACAAAGAGUUGUGAGAUCUAAGAAAUCUGUCAUUUUAGUGGUCUUCAGAUCUAUAUUCCUUGUCUUCCCUGACCUCAGUUGGAAGCCACUGUGAUUCCCUCCAAUGUCAGAAACUCUUUGCUCAGGCAAGUGUAGGUUUUUGGGCUACAGAGUAGCUGUAUUGGGAAGAUUUAUCCUUCAGGUGGAAAACAUCUUUAGCCUAAUUGGGCCAAUUGUGGUUAGGAGCUCAACUACUUCUGUGUCCUAACUUCCUCUCACUAGCAAAGUUGUGGUAAAAGCAGAAAUAUCCCUUUUGUCCUUUCUGUUAUGUCCUUUCCUUAUGGCUUAAACUGAAGCAAGUACAAUCAAAUAUUUCUAGGACAAUCUUCCAAUUAAGAAUUUUUAUUUUUGCCCACACAUACUUAGGUAUUAAGUUCUUUUUUAUAUAGCUGUUGAUGUUCAGUAAAUGGUCCUCAGCUAUUUUUUUUUUAAAGAACCUUCUUUCUUUUGUAAUAAUUUGAACAUAAAACAAAAAAGCUUGAUAGUUUUGCCAUAACAGCCAAAAUAUGUUUUAUUGAUUCUCAAACUACCAAAACAUUUUUAAGUCCCAAAUUUUGUGUAGUGUUAUGAUAUACUAAGAUUUCAAAGUAAAACUGAUAUGCAUCAACAGGUACGAGAUAUAUAGAAAGAACAAAAUAAGUGAAUGGAGAGUAUAUUCCAUUCAUACCAGAGUGGGAAGGAAUUUUUCCAUUUGGAGUACAAUUAGACUGAACUGAGUCCUGGGAUCAGCAGUCGUAGAAUAUUGUCAUAACUGCCACUAGCUGUGUGACAUUGUUCAUUGUCUUUAGGUUUCAGUUUUAUAUAAAAGGAAGGGGUUGGAGUUAAUUGUCUUUAAAUGCCUUCUGACUCUUAAAAAUUAUUUUUUUUCCAGUGAAUGUGUCUCUGUUUUCAGUUCCACUAAAAUAUAGUUUAGGAAGAGAGUCGGAUCCGGAGAGAUAGAGAGCGACUGGAAUUUGCAGGCUAUAUUAGGAUAGAACUAAGGAAAAUAAGGAACUAUAAUUUGAUGAGACUUCUUAAGUGAGCUGGGAUUCUUGGGGAUUUUGAAAUGAAAAGGAAAAAGUUGAAAUAAAGGGGGAGAUAAACUUUUCCAGGUACAAAUAGAAAUUUGUAAAUUCUGCAAAACACCUUUUUUGCAUGUAGAUUAUUUUAGUUGAGAACUCACUUGCAAGAAAUCUUUCUUUUUAGACUUAAUUUACCUCACUGGAAUAAUGAUCCUCUUCUCAUCCUCCUAAAGGAUUUGCUCCUCUUUAACAGAAGCCCUUGGCAUCCACUUGGGCUUAUGGUGCUUUAGACAUACCUGCAUUAAAACUUCUCCUCAGCUAGGUAGGUGAUGAGGUUUCUGAAAGAUACCAAAAUGGUCUUACUCCAAUUCAACAAAUAUGUGCUCAUUAUGUCAAGGUACUAAACACUGGAGAUAUGAAAAUGAAACAGUUCUUGCCCUGAAAGAGCUUAUAUUCUACUUAUUUUUUCACAUUGGAGAACAGAACUACAGGCAGCUAAGUAGAUUGCUUUUGUUUUUAAUUAUUGAUGUCAAUGUUUCCUUGCACUAGAACUGGUAUUUAAGAACUGAUGAAUCACUCCAGUAAAACUGUUCGUGAAAUGGAUUUUUCUUAUCUGUCUAUUUAUUAAAUUCCCUGAAUUUCAGAACAUACUAUUUUCUUCCAAAAAAAAAAUAAAUAAAAUUAACUGUUUUGCAA
Messenger RNA from Antechinus flavipes (yellow-footed antechinus), 9026 nucleotides. It is a transcript of the gene ZNF518A, whose product is annotated as zinc finger protein 518A. The record is from RefSeq and is a predicted model, not a curated record. The coding region runs from base 124 to 4662 and encodes 1512 amino acids. The transcript has a single exon. Gene Ontology annotation, biological process: regulation of transcription by RNA polymerase II. Lineage: Eukaryota; Metazoa; Chordata; Mammalia; Dasyuromorphia; Dasyuridae. Gene Ontology annotation, cellular component: nucleus. Gene Ontology annotation, molecular function: RNA polymerase II transcription regulatory region sequence-specific DNA binding; DNA-binding transcription factor activity, RNA polymerase II-specific.